AUGUUUUUGACCAACUUACUCCUCCUGUUACUAGUCCGGCCAAAGUGCAACAACAUCAAGGAGCUUUUAGACAAAGUCUAUAAUUCGAUGGACGUAGACAAAGAUGGACAACUUUACCGCGAGCAAGCUUUUGAUUAUAUCAAAAAAUACGACUCUGAUGCAGACAACGAGGUUACUCGCUCUGAGUUCAAGGACGGGAUUAAAGACCUUCACCUGCAAGUAUUUGAGGAUGCGCUGUUUUUCUUCUUCGACGUUGAUAAAAAUGGGAAAGUCACCGAUUGGGACUUCAAAAUAUUGUAUGUGCUGGCCGACAGGGACGGAGACGGAGCUGUUUCUGUACCUGAGAAAGACAGGUUUCUGAACAAGUUUUGCUGA
Candidula unifasciata is the source of this 375-nucleotide messenger RNA. The record is from the annotation of a GenBank genome assembly. NCBI's taxonomy places the organism in Eukaryota, Metazoa, Mollusca, Gastropoda, Stylommatophora, Geomitridae.